AUGAGAUGGUUCAAUGGUUUGAGAGCCAAUUCUAUUGAGUCCUUCAAAAAGCUUACCCGGGCUUUUGGCGCUCGCUUUAUUACAUGUAGCAGGGUUCCUCAGUCUUUAGGAUCCUUGCUGUCUAUGUCCAUACGAGAGGGCGAGACUCUAAAAACUUAUUCAGACAGGUACAGGGAAAUGUUUAAUGAAAUAGAAGGAGAACAUGAUGAUGUGGCCAUAAGUACUUUCAAACCUGGCCUCCUAGCCGAUUAUGAUUUAAGGAAAUCCCUAACUAGUAAACCUGUUACCAGCGUACACCAAUUGAUAGAUAGGAUUGAUAAAUACAGAAGAGUAGAAGAGGACCAACUUCAAGGAAAAGGAAAGACUAGGGUAAUCCCUCAGGAGAGGAAGGAUUUCAGGUCGGACCGUUACAACAGUAAUCGACCUCGGAAAGACUUCGUCGGGCAAUCAGGUUCUGUGGACACCCAGGUGGUUAAUGCAGUGUUUCGGGAGCCGAUGUAG
This is a messenger RNA of Quercus lobata, 501 nucleotides long. RefSeq lists its product as uncharacterized. The coding region runs from base 1 to 501 and encodes 166 amino acids. Lineage: Eukaryota; Viridiplantae; Streptophyta; Magnoliopsida; Fagales; Fagaceae. The transcript has a single exon. The record is from RefSeq and is a predicted model, not a curated record.